UCCAAAAUCCAGUUUUGGAGCCCAAUCCCAAACACAGAAAGCAUCCAAAUCACGAUCUGAGAACCAUUUGCGAAACUAGAAACGAGCAGUGAAGCUCUGGUGGCCACCGGGCUAGCUUCCGACGAUCUCCGACGACUUCAAAGGCUUCCGGCUAGUUAUUUCAAGUUUACACUUCCACCCACCUCUAGGUCAAAGUUUUUUAGGAUCUUACGAUCCUUGAUCCAAUCUUGUAGACCGUCUCAUUGAUCCACUGAUCCCGGAUCAAACAGAUUCCAAAGCAUUCUCUGGCUGGGGUUAGGUGGUGGCAGUGAUGGGGCUUCUUAGUAUCAUCCGGAAGAUCAAGCGGAAAGAGAAAGAAAUGCGAAUACUUAUGGUGGGUCUUGAUAACUCAGGAAAGACUACGAUUGUUAUGAAAAUUAAUGGAGAGGACACAAGCGUUAUUAGUCCCACACUAGGUUUCAACAUCAAGACUAUGACUUAUGACAAGUAUACCCUUAAUAUAUGGGAUGUUGGAGGACAAAGGACAAUAAGGUCUUACUGGAGAAACUACUUUGAGCAAACUGAUGGUUUGGUAUGGGUUGUUGAUAGCUCGGAUCUUAGACGGUUGGACGAUUGCAAACUCGAGCUGGAUAAUCUUUUGAAAGAAGAGAGGCUAUCAGGAGCAUCAUUACUGAUUCUAGCAAAUAAGCAGGACAUACAUGGUGCUCUCACACCAGCUGAAAUAGCAAAAGUGCUCAACUUGGAUGCCAUGGAUAAAACCCGACACUGGAAAAUUGUUGGCUGUAGUGCUUACACUGGGGAAGGACUGCUCAACGGAUUCAAUUGGUUGGUUCAAGACAUCGCCUCUCGAAUCUAUAUGCUUGAUUAACUCAUGGUCAUAUCUGAAUAAUUUUUUUUUUUUGUUUUUUGUUUUUGUUUGUUUGUUGUUGUACAAGACAAAUUCAUGAGAUAUGUUUAUGGCAACUGAAUUAAAUUUUCCAGAAUAUUUCCGUGAA
Molecule: messenger RNA, 995 nt
Organism: Cornus florida
Lineage: Eukaryota; Viridiplantae; Streptophyta; Magnoliopsida; Cornales; Cornaceae
Product: ADP-ribosylation factor-like protein 2
Exons: 6
Coding region: 311-868 (185 amino acids)
Biological process (GO): protein folding
Cellular component (GO): microtubule cytoskeleton; cytoplasm
Molecular function (GO): GTPase activity; GTP binding
Source: RefSeq, a predicted model, not a curated record